Molecule: messenger RNA, 4212 nt
Organism: Mugil cephalus (flathead mullet)
Lineage: Eukaryota; Metazoa; Chordata; Actinopteri; Mugiliformes; Mugilidae
Gene: slc12a3
Product: solute carrier family 12 member 3
Exons: 26
Coding region: 203-3295 (1030 amino acids)
Biological process (GO): chloride ion homeostasis; cell volume homeostasis; chloride transmembrane transport
Cellular component (GO): membrane
Molecular function (GO): sodium:potassium:chloride symporter activity
Source: RefSeq, a predicted model, not a curated record
UCGCACAUGGCCUCGGGCUCUCCCUGCACUGUUAAGGUCAAAUAUAAAACCAACCCAAGCAAUAAAACCUGCUUUAUUUGCCUUAAAACUAGAGUGAGGCUCCAUCACAUCCACUGGCUCUUUGGGAGAACAGCUUCGUUUGGCCACAUCUGUGACUGCAACCUUCCCUGAAAAUACAAUAGGAGCUGUUCUGACAGUCUGAAUGGAGACCAGCGAUGGCGUUAACCUGGCCGCAUAUAGACCCAAACAGCAUGCUCCCGCAGUAACGAAUGGGACGGCAACACCCGGAGGCUUCGAUGAGUCUGAUUACUACGGCAGUUACAAUCACAGGAUCAGCAUAGUGUCCCAGGGAUCUGAUGCUCUGACUGGCUACGAGACCCUGGAUGCCCCGCCACACUAUGACUUCUACGGCAACACGGAGGCCUGGGGCCGACGGAGGCGCUUCAGACCGUCGCUGUACCAGCUGCACGCCAACCCUGAGGAUGACUACAAACCUCCCAUGUAUGAGGAGACAACGGGCGAACAGGUGGAUGGAGGAGACAGCUCAGAGGAAGAUGAGGACGAGCUGAAGGAGCCGCCGGAAGAACCCACUCGUUUUGGCUGGGUCCAGGGAGUCAUGAUCCGCUGCAUGUUAAACAUCUGGGGAGUGAUCUUGUACCUGAGGCUUCCAUGGAUCACUGCGCAAGCUGGUAUAGGUCUGACCUGGGUGAUCAUCCUGCUGUCCUCUUGUAUUACCGGGAUCACUGGUCUCUCGACCUCAGCCAUCGCUACCAAUGGCAAAGUCAAAGGAGGUGGGACUUACUUCCUGAUCAGCCGCAGCCUCGGCCCAGAACUCGGCGGGUCCAUUGGUCUGAUCUUUGCCUUUGCCAACGCUGUAGCCGUGGCCAUGCACACGGUGGGCUUUGCGGAGACCGUUACAGACCUCAUGCGUGAACACGGAGCUGUGAUGGUUGACAAAACCAACGACAUCCGCAUCAUUGGCGUCAUCACCGUCACGUGUCUGCUGGCCAUCUCCAUGGCCGGGAUGGCAUGGGAGUCAAAGGCCCAAAUUCUGUUCUUCCUGGUCAUCAUGGUGUCGUUUGCCAGUUACAUCGUUGGAACAAUCAUGCCUGCUUCAGUUGAGAAACAAGCCAAAGGUUUCUUUAGCUACAAAGCCGACAUCUUUGCUACUAAUUUCGUGCCCGGCUGGCGGGGGCCAGAGGGCAACUUCUUUGGCAUGUUCUCCAUCUUCUUCCCCUCUGCCACUGGGAUCCUGGCAGGAGCAAACAUCUCAGGAGAUCUGAAGAAUCCAGCAGUGGCCAUCCCAAGAGGAACACUGAUGGCUAUAUUCUGGACUACAGUAUCCUACAUCAUCAUCUCUGCUACCAUUGGAUCUUGCGUUGUGAGGGAUGCGUCUGGUGUAUUGAACGACACUCUGUCUUUGUCCACACCUCCUGAGGACUGCGUCGGCUUGGCUUGUGGAUACGGCUGGGACUUCACUGAGUGCAUCAACAAUAGGACAUGCGUCUAUGGCAUCAGUAACUACUAUCAGUCGAUGAGCUUGGUGUCGGCCUUUGCUCCUCUCAUCACUGCCGGUAUAUUUGGGGCCACCCUGUCUUCUGCUUUGGCCUGUCUGGUGUCUGCUCCCAAAGUUUUCCAGUGUCUGUGUAAGGACAAGCUCUACCCUCUGAUUGGAUUCUUUGGCAAAGGUUAUGGAAAGAACCAGGAGCCUCUCAGAGCCUACCUGCUCACGUACCUCAUCGCUGCCUGCUUCAUCCUCAUUGCUGAGUUAAACACCAUCGCUCCCAUCAUCUCCAACUUCUUCCUCUGCUCCUACUCCCUGAUCAACUUCAGCUGCUUCCACGCCUCCAUCACCAACUCUCCAGGCUGGCGCCCGUCCUUCCGGUUCUACAGUAAGUGGCUGUCUCUGCUGGGCGCUGUGUGCUGUGUGGUCAUCAUGUUCCUGUUGACCUGGUGGGCGGCCCUCAUUGCCUUUGGCGUUGUCUUUAUCCUGUUGGGAUACACUCUCUACAAGAAGCCAGCUGUGAACUGGGGCUCAUCAGUGCAGGCCAGCUCCUACAACCUCGCUCUGAACCAGUGUGUGGGGCUCAACCAUGUGGAGGACCACGUCAAGAAUUACAGACCCCAGUGUUUGGUACUGACCGGUCCUCCCAGCAGCCGUCCUGCUCUGGUGGAUUUCGUCAACUGUUUCACAAAAAGCCUCAGCCUCAUGAUGUGUGGAAAUGUGGUCACGACCAGUCCCUCUCCGUCAGCGGUGGAGAAGGCGAGCGGUGAAAGUCACGUCUCCUGGUUGAACCAAAGGAAGGUCAAGUCCUUCUACAGAGGGGUGGUGGCCGCAGAGCUGAGGACCGGAGUUAACAUAUUGCUACAGGGGGCAGGUCUGGGUCGCAUUAAGCCCAACGUCCUGCUGAUGGGUUUCAAGAAGGGCUGGCGGAGUGACACACCUCAGACUGCGCACAACUACAUAGGGAUUCUGCACGACGCAUUCGACCUGCAGUACGGCGUGUGCGUGCUGAGAAUGAGGGAGGGCCUGGACAUUUCUCCUCCGCCCACGUCCCACGUGAAUCCAGGUUUCGAUUCAGGACCGGAGAACAUAAACACCACCGACCCAGCCUCUUCCCCCAUUCAAACAAGCACUACAUCUUCAGCGGCCAUCCCCAUUGAACCGGAGCCACAGCCGAGUACAGUGUUUCAGAAGAAACAAGGGAAGAAGACCAUUGACGUGUACUGGCUGUCAGACGAUGGAGGUCUGACUCUGUUGCUGCCCUACUUGCUGACACGCAGAAAGCGCUGGGCCCAGUGUAAAGUCCGAGUGUUUGUCGGGGGAGACCCGGAUAAAAGGGAUGAGCAGAAAGAGGAGUUGCUGUCACUGAUCAAGAGGUUCCGUCUUGGUUUCGACGAUGUUGAAGUUCUUCCUGACAUCUACCAGAGCCCUCAGCCUAUGAACAUCCUUCAGUUUGAGAACAUGGUCGCCCGCUUCAGGCAGGACGCGAACCCCAAACGAGAUGCCGACUCGAGGCCGUCGAGGCAGCAGGAGGAGCCCUGGAUGAUCACUGACCAGGAUCUGGAAAGAUGCAAGGCCAAGACUCUCCGUCAGAUCCGUCUAAAUGAGGUCCUGCAGGAUUACUCCAGAGAGGCUGCUCUGAUUGUCAUCACGAUGCCGGUGGGGAGGAGAGGAGUUUGUCCCAGCACGCUCUACCUGGCCUGGCUCGACUUCCUGUCACGUGACCUGAGACCUCCGGUCCUAAUGGUCAGAGGGAACCAGGAAAACGUUCUCACCUUCUACUGCCAGUAAAAUGAGUCAAACGGAUAGUGCAGUUACCCUCUAGACUGUUAUCAAUAAUCUGAUCUAGCAACGGAACAGGUUUUUGUUUAUUUGUGUUAUUUGUGUUUAAUGAUUAAGAGAUUUUAGAAGAUGCAGGAGGAAAACCAUGCAUAGCCUUGGUGCACAUGAAGUUAUUUGCUGCCUUUACUGAUAUUUAAAAAUCAGUCACUUCGAUUUAAACAAACGUUAACUGCAACUGUAAACUGUGCUGCAAAUUUACCAAUCGAGUUCCAAAUUCAAGGAUUAUUCCCAUCUAUUACAACCUGUCAUAUUGCCCAUCAAUCCACCUACAAGAAACUAUUAUUCAAAUAAACCGGAAUUAUACUUUAAUCAUUUAUCUGCAAGCUAAUUAAUCUGAUAUCAGAAACACAAUUAACCUAUUUAUCUGAAAACAGAUUCAUGUUGUUAUCUAGAUUUGUUGAUGUACUUGUGUUUGUUGCAGGUGGCUCUAUUGAGUUAUUUUACCCUUAUAACUCCAAACGUAUCUAUAUAUAUGUGAUAGAUUAGAUUCUGAGACCUCUUAAAAAACAAUUCGAUACUUGUCAUUUGCUGCUGGAGAAUUUAUGCAAGUAUGCAUUCAGCAGCUUUUGGCUGCUUUCACUGUGAUUAUUGUUUUUCUUGUUGUUUUUUGUUUGUUUGUUUGUUUUGCGGUGCAGUGAAUAGGUUACAUAAAGAAUAUCCUUUAUGCUGGCACUGAUGCUGCAAAUAUGAAUAUUAACUUUAUGAAAACAUUGUGUUAUGUAUUAUAUUAUAGAAAAUUAAUGUUGUAAAGUCGUGGAUCAAAUGUGAUAGAGCAGGUAUUAAUUAUCAACAAUUAUUUUUUUAAUCUAUUUUUUGCCAAUUUGUCAGAUUUAAUUUAACUGAUUACUUAGAAUAUUAAAAUAUGU